UGAUUUUGCAUUUCCAGGUAGGGAGAACUGUUUGUAAACAAUACAGUUCUUCUCUCUGUCAGCUCGUGCACACUGCUUUGGAUGGCUGUGCACAGCACAACCAUCCAAAGCAGUGUGAUUACAGUGAAGCACCAACACACAGCUCAUAGUAAAACAGCACACAGUUAACCCUUUGAUCGCCCCUCAUGUUAACCCCUUCCUGCCCAGUGCCAUUAGUACAGUGUCAGUGCUUUUUUUUAGCACUAAUCGCUGUAUUGGUGUCACUGGGGAUGUCAGUGACACCAAGUCAGUUCCCUCCAAUGUCAGAAUGCCCACCGCAGUCCUGCUAU
Molecule: messenger RNA, 329 nt
Organism: Staurois parvus
Lineage: Eukaryota; Metazoa; Chordata; Amphibia; Anura; Ranidae
Source: the annotation of a GenBank genome assembly